Molecule: messenger RNA, 1357 nt
Organism: Nyctereutes procyonoides (raccoon dog)
Lineage: Eukaryota; Metazoa; Chordata; Mammalia; Carnivora; Canidae
Gene: PRR13
Product: proline rich 13
Exons: 4
Coding region: 308-736 (142 amino acids)
Cellular component (GO): nucleoplasm
Source: RefSeq, a predicted model, not a curated record
GAUGAGUCCCGCCCGGGAGGUGGUGUAAAGGUGCCUGGGCGUCUGGGUUCCCCAGUUUCCUCCUUGCCUCGUCCCCAGGUCAGGGAUCCUUGGCAGCCGGGAGCCAGGCUCUCCACUUGCCCUGUGGGCUGUGGAAGGGGGGUGUGUCUCCGUAAGACAGCGGUGGAGGAUCUUCCCUGGACGCCUUCUCCGGCUCCUUCCCGUGGCCUGGGGUGAGGGUCCUGCCUCCCUCCGCCUGCCCCGGGCUGAGGGCGGUGAAGUUGUUUAAGAUCCUUCCGUAGCGGUGGGCUGCAGGGAAGCCCCGAACAUGUGGAAUCCCAAUGCCGGACAGCCAGGGCCGCAUCCAUAUCCCCCUAACGUCGCGUACCCUGGAGGUGCCAAUCCUGCCCAUCCGCCACCUGUGAAUCCCGCCUAUCCCCCGGGCCCCUAUCCAACUCCCCCAGGGGCUCCCCAGGGGAAUCCAGCUUUUCCCCCCGGCGGGCCCCCUUAUCCUGCGCCACAACCAGGGUACCCCGGAUGCCAACCCACGGGUCCCUACCCACCUCCUUACCCACCACCUGUUCCUGGCACGCCUCUUGUGAAUCCCUUGCCACCUGGCAUGGGGGGACCGGGAAUGGUGAUGGACAAGAAGAUGCGGAAGAAAAUGAAGAAAGCUCAUAAAAAGACGCACAAACACCACAAGCAUGGCAAGCAUUCCUCCUCCUCCUCCUCCUCUUCCAGCAGUGACUCUGACUGAAUACAGGGUCUGGACCCUUCCCUCAAGCCUCUCCAGUUCUGCUCUCCCAUCAAGCUUCAAAUGGCAUCUUGUACAGGGGAAAAUUAGCCCUUGUGCCCCUUCUCCCUCACCCCCUACUCUGAGCCUUUCUCUGCUGUUCAGCCCUAACUGGCUAGGGAAAAUGGGCCAAAGAAUUGCCACGGGCUAGCAAAGACCAUCUUCUAACUACUUGGAACGACCUUUUAGCUGAUGAGCUUAGCAGGAGAACUAUUUUUUUGAGGCUGAUGAGACCUUUGAGCUAAAUGCUGAAGAUGAGUUUAAGAUCUGUAAAAUGAGAUUUUUUUAACUUUCUUUUGUAAUACUUGUAGUUGGGAGGGGUUGUGGAAAUUUAAUUACGGAAGAAAAGAAACUGUGCCGUUUUGUAAUGGUGGCUGGCAUACUUUGGUGAUUUAGUGGCAAAUAGAUUUCCCACCAGCCUCUAUUGAUUGUACUAACUGUAAGCCUGCUGGGAGGUGGAGUCCAUUUGGUUCAUAAGCUCUACCUGCCGGUUUGGAAUCUAAUCUCACUUCUUAGCUCAGUAGGCUGGCUCAGGGCCUUCUCAUUCUCCAGCUCUCAGCCCAAAUAAAACUUUUUUUUUCCUGG